Molecule: messenger RNA, 1208 nt
Organism: Cuscuta campestris
Lineage: Eukaryota; Viridiplantae; Streptophyta; Magnoliopsida; Solanales; Convolvulaceae
Source: the annotation of a GenBank genome assembly
AGUUAGGACAUUAUGAGUUCUAUGUCGCCGUAGUCGCACUUCUUAAGAUGCAAAACUAGUCAUUUAAAGGUGUAACACUUUUUCUAAUCCUUAUUCAUCCUCAAAAGUGGGACGCGAUUCAAAAUGAAGAGAAGUUUCAAGAUAGCGGAUUUGUUAGUUCUCCUCAUCGUUGCACUUUCAUAUGAUGCUGGAGUUGUGUAUAGGGUUGGUGGGGCGAUAUGCUCUUCUUUCACGGGCACAAACCAAUGCAACUUUGGACCGGACAAUGGGUGUUUCCAAUUGUGCACCAUAGCACUGAAGAGACCCAUUGUGGAUGCAAAUUGUGCGGAGAUUAUUUUUUUCACGCCUAAUUUACUGGGAACCAUUAACCUAAUUCUAAUAAUCCAUCAACUGGUUCCAGUUCUCGAUCUACGUCCCGCAUCUACCUCUUCGUUCCUCAAUCAUCGAUCUGUGCUCGCCGUCGUUCAUCUUCCUCUUAUGCCUAUUGUCUUCGUUGAAGCUUUAAUUGUUUGAGUGGGUUGGAGUGAAUCUGCAGGUGUGGGUAUAGGUUCUGGAGAGGUUGCAACAUUAGAUGGAAAGAAGGGCUCUAAGGUUGGUCCAUUAGGGCUGUUUGGCCAGGGAGGGGGUGGAAAAUGCACUCCAUGUGGGCUACUGAAUUGUCUUCUAAAAGCUAACUUGCUUAGACUACAACUUUUUGAGACAAUAUUUGGACUCGGACUUAUCAAUAGGGGUUACAAGCAAGUCAUCAGCCCACUGUUUGAAAGUUUUCUUUAUCUUUUUAUUCUUUUAGAAAAUUUUAUGUGUGUGUGUGUUUAAUAUCUGCAGGCUACUGGUUUGUGCAAGAAUAAUGCAGAACAUAAUCUGUUAAACACAGUACUACGUGAAAAGCACGAAAAAUCUAUACUUAUGCAAACAAAGAUAAUAAUACAAGAAAAAAUGGUAAAUCUUUCUUGUAAAUUGAAGUCAGGUCUAUGUAUAAGAUAGCAGAGCGAAGCUAAAUUGAUUUGGCAUGGCAUGAGUUACUUGGCGGGGCUUGUGGGAAUUUGAUGAAGACACUAUUAUUGGAGAACAUAGCAUGGAACAAUAUAAUGACUCUAUUGCAUUCCUUUUUAAUUUGUUUUGAGCUCAUUAUUAGAGGAUCAAUUGAUGUUGGAACUCACUAUUUGGUUUGACACUAGAUUUUUGAGACUGGCUAUGGAAUUAUAAUU